AUGGCUUUCAGUGACGACGACGGCUUCACACAACCCACGCAGAGCUUUGACACGUCCUCUAUCGCCAGCAUUGCCUCGUCCCUUGCCAGCGAUUUUACGCAGACCACGGGCACGGGCAGUCGUUUCUCACGCACCAACACCGGCGCCUCUCAGACGACCGCAUCCAGCUCUGGCGCCAGCACCUCUGCUCCCGCAUCGGCCACACAGACAGCUUCCACCACAUUCGCUACAUCGAUCGCUCCCUCAGCUGGAUCCUCAGACUCCGCAGACUCCAGCUUGAGCAGCCAUGCUACCUCGGCAAGCAAUGCGGCAAGCAGCACAACAGGCGGUGCCGUCACCGUAUCGGAAAACUCCUCCUGCAAUAGUAUUUCCUGCUCCUCCGCGUUGAAAGCAGCCGUCGCUGUCCCGAUUGUCGUUGCGGCUAUUGCAGGGAUUCUUUUGUUUUUCUUUUGUGCAAGGAGGCGGAAGAGACGCGCUGGUGCCGUCAUGUCGGAGAAGACACCGAAAAAGGCGGGCAAGAAAUGGACACGGCACCUACGAGCCUUUUCCUUCGACGCAGAGCUGCUCAUGGGUGGUCGUUUCUCCAGCUCCAACAGCAUCCGCAGCCGAGAUCCAAGUGUUCGAAGUGGCCGGGGCACGCUUUCUCGUGGAAGUAAUCACAGCGGGGAACCAAGUUUGCACAGCAUUGAAGAAGUGGCCCCUCCUUACCGAGAUGCUGUAACCCAUGUGACGCCCCCCAGUCCAGCUCGGUCCAUCCCUCAUGUCACCACGCAUGCGGCUGAUCCUAUUCCUCGACCAUCCUCAACGGCUACAGCACCACCUCCCUACCGAUCCAUCGUUGGGGGUGCCGGUGGAGACCCGCCCUCUCCUUCCACGGUUCGAAACCCGUUUGCAGACUCGGCUCCGGUGAGUCCUAUCGAAGGCUCACCUUUCAACGAUCCCCCUGAAGGCGAGGAAGCGUCUGGCGCGCUGGGUCCUGCCUUAAGCCGGGGUUCAUCGAUGUAUCGAAGCGUCAUGACCGACGACGAUGUGACCCCAACCGCGUCCGAAGCUGGGAGUAUAAGGCAAGCAGUGGUGGGCAGGCGUGUGUCAGUCAGGAACGGCGAAGGCACGAGCGGUAGCGGCGGUGGCGGCAGCAGCUAA
Cladophialophora bantiana CBS 173.52 is the source of this 1143-nucleotide messenger RNA. RefSeq lists its product as uncharacterized. The record is from RefSeq and is a predicted model, not a curated record. The transcript has a single exon. Bases 1 to 1143 code for a protein of 380 amino acids. Lineage: Eukaryota; Fungi; Ascomycota; Eurotiomycetes; Chaetothyriales; Herpotrichiellaceae.